This is a messenger RNA of Paralichthys olivaceus (Japanese flounder), 1645 nucleotides long. RefSeq lists its product as uncharacterized. The record is from RefSeq and is a predicted model, not a curated record. NCBI's taxonomy places the organism in Eukaryota, Metazoa, Chordata, Actinopteri, Pleuronectiformes, Paralichthyidae.
UUUUACGAGAAGGAGCAGAGACGCUGAGAUGAUCCUCAACAUCUUCAUCAUCUUCAUCAGCUCAGUUUAUCUGAGCUGCCAACAAAAUACCGAUUUCAAGGUGACGCAGAAUCAGAUGGUGAACCCAGACGGGUCGGCCUUCAUCAGCUGUGAACACAACGCCAACAGCAGCUCCAUUAUGGAUGUUCGACUCAACAGUGUGUUACAGAGAAAACGGACACCGCUCUGCAAGAAGGGGAUGCAGCACUGCUCGGACAUCAUCAUGUUUCUACAGAGUCCCAACAAGUGUCUCUUCAUCAUCGUGAAAAUCGGACCUGAGGCCACGAACGUCCAGUACGAGUGUGAGUUCACCGUGGAGAUAAAUAAUCUGCAUAGCACCAGGAGAGGAAUACCGACCAGGCUGGUGCCAAGUACCUCCGAGGGUCAAAAGGAAACUCCUCUUCCUCCUCCUUCUCCUUCUCCUCCUCCUCCUCCUCCUCCUCCUCUUAAGCAUUUUGACCUCAGCUGGAUUCUGAUUGGUCUGCUGGCUCUGGUGUUCCUGUACAGCUGCGUCAUCACCUGCGUCCUCGUCAGGCUGAGGAUGAAUACCGGAUUCGAUCCCGAGGACUGCACCUACGUGGAAAUGAGGAACGGUCCUCUGCAGAUGAAGUGACCUCUGACCUCUUCAGGCCACUCCUGUCUUUUUGCCACCCGACAUAAAACGACGGAGUUGAGCUAAAGCGCAUUAGUCUCAAACUUUCACUUGAUUCGCUGCUUUAUCACGCGUCUAUUUUGGAGUUGAAAACUGUUGCACUACUGCAGUUAAACAGCAGGAGGAGACAAAGAGAUGAUGUUUUCUGCCGCGGCACUAGUUCAUCACUGCCGUUACAGUGAUGACUGCACGGUGACAUGUUAUUAUUCAUUAUAUUGAAUAUAUAUGACUGUUUAUGUACAAUUUAUUAUUGAUGUCCAAAUCUUUUUAAUCUACCGACGGAUGUUUUCAUCCACGGUGAAUUCCCUGCAGCUUCGUUUUUAAAACAUCUGUUCGUUUCUACUUUGUUGCUUUAUUUUACUCGGCAUCAUUUACUUACAUUAUAUUAAUAAGUGUUAUUACCAUUACUAAUUAUUAUAUCGAUUUAGUUAUCAGACAUUUUCUCUGGCCACCGCUCCUUGUCCCAGGAGGUGGUUUAACAAGAGCAGAACUUUUUUUUGGAUUUGCUGUCGUAAAAUAGAAAUAAAGAAGUUCUUCUUUUUCAUGAUUGACAGCUGAGACUGACUCGUGAUUGGUCGAGUGCGUGUGUCGAUGGGACCUUGACUCCGCGACUCCAAACCACGAAAAACACUCCGACGCCAAAUGACGUCAAAAGCUGAAUAUUAGUAUAAUGACAUAUACUAGUAUAAUAAAACUGCCACAAAUAAACACGUAUACUCUUAAUGAGAGGAGAAGUUUUUUAGUAAAUGACUCCUGAUCAAAACAAAACAACGAUGAUGAAAGAACCCGACAAACCUGACUUAAUCGAAGUAAAGCAGGUCGUUAUUCUCACUGUGAUUUUGUGAAGCGUGCAGAAAGAACACAAGAAGAAGAGAAGAAGAAGAGAAGAAGAAUAGACGUGGCCUGUCAUCACUGUCUGUGGGUUUGAGCUCCGAGACAAUCAGGGAGAUUAGA